UAACAGAGAAAACCAGAACAACAAUGGCAACUCUGUUUAGUUUUAACCUCCUAACCCCAAGGAUCGCAGCCAACCUACCAGAUUCCACCAAGGUUCCAUACCUUAACCAGAAGAACCAGUCAUGGAAAAGAAUAACCCCUUUGGGGUGUAGACGGAUGCAGGGCAUUAAAACUCAUUGGACCGGCCCUGCCUCUGAUAGCAUAUCAGAGAAGGUGGUGCAGGGCAUCAAGGAAGCGGAAGAGUGCUCCGGUGAUCCGGCGAGCGGAGACUGCGUGGCGGCUUGGGAUGAGGUGGAAGAGCUGAGUGCAGUAGCCAGCCACGCCAGGGACAGGAUGAAAGACAACGAUCCUCUGGAGAAUUACUGCAAAGACAACCUGGAGACUGAUGAGUGCAAAACUUACGAUAAUUGAAAAAUAUUUAUAAACAUAUAUUAUCUUAUAAUUAUUAGAUCAUAAU
This is a messenger RNA of Hibiscus syriacus, 456 nucleotides long. RefSeq names its product calvin cycle protein CP12-1, chloroplastic-like. NCBI's taxonomy places the organism in Eukaryota, Viridiplantae, Streptophyta, Magnoliopsida, Malvales, Malvaceae. The coding region runs from base 24 to 410 and encodes 128 amino acids. Gene Ontology annotation, cellular component: chloroplast. The record is from RefSeq and is a predicted model, not a curated record. Gene Ontology annotation, biological process: negative regulation of reductive pentose-phosphate cycle. The transcript is spliced from 3 exons.